Molecule: messenger RNA, 1028 nt
Organism: Impatiens glandulifera
Lineage: Eukaryota; Viridiplantae; Streptophyta; Magnoliopsida; Ericales; Balsaminaceae
Product: auxin-binding protein ABP19a
Exons: 2
Coding region: 167-796 (209 amino acids)
Cellular component (GO): cell wall
Molecular function (GO): manganese ion binding
Source: RefSeq, a predicted model, not a curated record
CUGCAUCAAAUUUAAAUUAAUCUAUUUGUCUGCAUUCAUCCAUCCAUCCAUCCAUCCAUCCAGCUAUCCAAGCUUUUUCAAAUCUCAUUUCCUGUAUAUAUAGAUAUAUAAUAGAUAUGCAGCCAUAUAAUAUCAAUCAAAGUGUCAAUUUAUUAAGCUCAUCAAAAUGUUAGCACUCUUCUUUUUCUUAGUCCUUAUCUCCUCCCCCUUCCAUCUCGCCUCCGCACUUGACUUCUGCGUCGCGGACCUCUCCUUGCCCGAUGGCCCCGCUGGCUACUCAUGCAAGAAUCCCUCCAAGGUGACGGUAAACGAUUUUGUCUUCUCUGGGCUUGGAAAAGUGGGGGCAAUAAACCCACUGAUUAAGGCGGCCGUGACCCCAGCUUUCUCGGCUCAAUUCCCUGGAAUCAACGGGCUUGGAGUGUCAUUAGCGAGGCUUGAUUUAUUAGUUGAUGGUGUAGUUCCAAUGCACACGCACCCGUCAGCUUCGGAGGUUCUGUUCGUGGUGGAAGGGACCAUUUGUGCUGGUUUCAUAUCAUCGGCGAAUAAAGUGUAUUUUAAGACAUUGAACAAGGGUGACAUUAUGGUCUUCCCACAAGGAUUGCUACAUUUUCAGUUUAACUCCGGGACCACCACUGCCUUGGCCAUCGUUAGCUUCAGUGAUCCCUCCCCCGGGUUGCAGAUUCUCGACUUCGCAUUGUUUGGAAAUGACUUGGCGUCUGCCAUCGUUGAGGAGGUCACAUUCCUUGAUGAUGCUCAGGUCAAGAAGCUUAAGAAGGUCCUUGGAGGCACUGGAUAGAGCUCUAGAACCAACCUCUUAUUUCUAUUCUAGUUUUCUCGCAGCAUCUUAAUUCCCGUUCCUUGCUUUCAUUUUAUUAAUAAUGUUCAUUUCAUCAGCAUUAUGCAGAGAGAGAGAGAGUGUGUUAGUUUGCCAAUCUCAAGGCUAAUUAAGAUCGAUGAAUGUAAUAAUUUUCAUGUAUCACUACUCAUUAUUGUUCUUUCAUUCCAUCAAUAAAUUAGUUUUUAAUUGC